UAUUUUUUUAAGGUGAAUUGCUGGGAAUGGAGCACCUUUACAGCCAGACCGGCAAAACCCUGAUUCCGGUGCUCCAGAACCCAGAGGAGGAAGACAGGCUGGUGGAGGAAGUAGAUGAUGAGGAUCUACAAGAUGACGGGUUUGAGGAGGAGAUCAUGGAGGACAUCACAGUUCCAGUGCUGUAUGAGGAUGACCCCUGCCGUGAUCUCAGAAACAGCCCCUCAUCUUCGCCUCUGCCUCAGUCCCCAGCAUCACUGGCUGAGCCGUCCACAUCAGCUGGUGGAGAAGGACAGCUUCCUAGCCCAGCCCCCUCAGUGCCGUCACAGCCAUCCAAGUCUGGAGACAGUCUCUCUGUUGAGGCUCAGGGAGUAGUCAUUGGACCUGAUGGCAUUGCUGGGUGGGACAAGGUGCAGGAUCUGGCUGCUUAUUUGGUAGGUCUUCGUGAGGCUCCUUACCUCACUGACCUGCAGGUGACAGAGGCCAUCCAGCUGUGGACAGCUCUCCUGGAUGUUGAUAAACAGCGCAUCAACUACCAGCCUCGACAUCAGCCUCAGCUGACACAUGGGCGCUUUAAGGCACCGAAGCGCUCCGGAGUCACUCCAGGUGUGGAGAGCGUCAAGCGCUGUCUGAUUGGACAUCCUGAGGGUCCCUGUGCCUAGCACCAGCCGCUUGGUUGAGGCCAUUUGUACAAAGCUGUGUGCCGUACACAAGUCCACUUCCAAGAAGGCUGGUGUUCGCACGCACAGGUGGUCUAAAAUACUGACCGAUUACCACCACAUCCGGGAUCUGGUGCUUGGCAGUCGCAGGCUGAUGGAUGAAACAGUGAUCCAGCUUUUUGAGCUACAUCAGAAGACGCUCAUUCAGUGGUAAGCAAAGCACAUUAUUUUCUUUAAAUUACCUGAAUACUUCCAAAUUAAUAUAUAUGAAUGAUACAUAUCAUUUAUUAUCAGGUUUCAACGGAGGCAAAAGGAUCAGGAAAUGAGUGUACUCCCUCAAGGACUGACUCCACUUGAUCCAAUUGCUGUGGCAGAUACGCAGCUUCCUUUGCCGAGGGGAAAAUUGGACGAGGCACCGACAACAUCAGGCCCCAAACACCAGUUUGUCUUUCCUCCAAAUAAAGAAGGACAGGCACCUCUUCUUCGACCUGGUCGAAAGUCUGCUUCUGCAACCACCACAGUUUGCUUCUUCCUGCCGGA
Molecule: messenger RNA, 1196 nt
Organism: Danio rerio (zebrafish)
Lineage: Eukaryota; Metazoa; Chordata; Actinopteri; Cypriniformes; Danionidae
Source: RefSeq, a predicted model, not a curated record